CCCUCCCCCUCCCGCUUCGAAGACCUUUUCUCGCACGGUUUAAAAACGUCCACUUAACUUAACUCGGGCCACUCUGCUAUCCACAGGAGGCGGCACGUGUGGUAUUGGGCUACUUCGGGGGCGAGUGUUUGGUGGCCUUUGGGCUCCGAACGUGUUUUUAGCCUCUGACCCCUUUGCCGGGCGGGUUGUUCAACUGGGAGGGAAUGGUGACCGGGUGGCGGCUCUUUACAGCCGCCCUCUGCCCGCGUGUCGCCCUGGUCUUUUACGGGCUUUACCAGGACCGCCACAUGCCGGUCAAGUACACCGAUGUGGAUUAUCUCGUCUUCACUGAUGCCGCCAGAUACAUCACCCAGAGGGCCUCCCCAUACAAGAGAGCAACCUACCGCUACACACCACUGCUGGCCUGGAUCCUGACACCCAAUGUCUAUCUCUCGGAGAUAUAUGGGAAAUUCCUCUUCAUUAUUUGUGAUGUCCUUGCAGCUUAUCUGAUGUAUAGAAUCCUAAAUCUCCGAGGAUUGGGCAGCACUGCAGCAUGCUGGUACUGUAGCCUGUGGCUUCUCAACCCCUUGCCGAUGACUGUCUCCAGCAGAGGGAAUGCAGAGGCUAUCCUGGCGGUGCUGGUCCUUGCCACCUUGUACUACUUAGAAACCAGGCAGAUUGUGAAGGCUGCAAUGUUUUACGGGCUUUCUGUACAUAUGAAAAUUUACCCAGUGACUUAUGUGCUUCCCAUAGUUUUAUCACUCCAGGGAAACUUGCCCACAACUGAGGUCAGUACCUCCUCUAUCAGGAAUAAAAGUAAACUUCAAAAAGACCAACCUGGUCACAGACAUGUAAGAAGUUUUCUGAAUCUAUUUUUGAGACUUCCCAGUGGUGAGGUGCUGCUGUUUGUUAGCAUUGCUGGACUGGUAUUCGUUACUCUAGGAGCACUAUUCUACCAUAGGUAUGGCUGGGAAUUUCUGGAGCACACGUACCUUUAUCAUUUGACACGAAGAGACAUUCGCCACAAUUUUUCCCCUUAUUUUUACAUGCUUUACCUGAAUGCAGAGAGUGAUUGGAGUUUGGCUUUGGGACUUGCAGCUUUUCUCCCACAACUACUACUGCUCCUCAUCAUCUCACUUGCAUAUUACAAGGAUCUGACUUUCUGCUGCUUCCUUCACACUGCCGUUUUUGUCAGCUUCAACAAAGUGUGCACCUCACAGUACUUCCUCUGGUAUCUGUGUCUGCUCCCACUGGUAAUUCCCUAUUUGACGCUGUCGUGGAAAAGAGGUCUGGGACUGCUCGCUUUGUGGUUCAUUGGCCAGGGAUUGUGGCUCGCUCCUGCAUAUUACCUGGAGUUUGAAGGGAUGAACACAUUCCUGCUCAUCUGGUUCGCUGGGCUGCUGUUUCUUUCAAUUAAUUGUGUUAUUCUCUUUGCAUUGAUUUCAAACUACAAGAAAAAGGAACUGCAACUAAAAUCAAAGUCUGAAUAAAAACCACAAUCUCUGCUCAGGAUAUGGCUGUUGUUCGCCUCACUGAUGGUUGACAAUCUCUCAGUGAACUCUGGAUCGUAAUUCUAAUGUGAUCAGAUGCAAUUUGUUUAUAAACUGUAGCAGUUUAACUUAUUGAACUGAAAACUUGUUUUAUUCUGCUUUUUAGAACUCACUGGAUCCUCAUCAUGGUUUUGGUUAAAGAUUUCUUCUCACUUGUAGAAGCAGGGUGCUUCAUUCCUUUCUGUAACAUUUAUUUUUUACAAUCUUUUCUUUGUGUAGGAUGUUCUUUAUCAUUAUACAUAAUAUUUACCAAGCUGGAAUCAAUUCCUUGUUGGUAAUAAACAAGUUCUCCAAGAUGCAUAAAGGGUACUCUAUAAAUGCAAGUUGCAGUAAUAUAACUCAACAGACAUGAGAAAUGUGAAAACAAUACUGUAUAUAUAUAGCCUUUUACUUUGGAAGGGCAUUUCAAAGAGCUUCACAGUUGCCUUGAAGCCCAAGCUGGGGAGGAGUGCUGACAAGGGUGACAAAAAGAUAGAUCUUAAGGUGGGCUUUAAAGGUAGGAUGGAGGGUGUUUUGUGGAAGGACUUCAGGAUGGAGUUCCAGAGAGUGGUGCAGAUCGAGCAGGGGACAUGAAGCAGUCAUGUUUGCUGAGCAGAUGGAGCGUUGGGCCUGUAGAGUUGUAGAGGCGAAGCCAUAAAGCGGUUUGAACGCGAGGACAAGGAUCUUGAAUUUGACCUGUUGGGGGUUGAGGACUCUUUAACAUAAAAAAGGGAAUUUGUUUUGAUGGUUGCAUAGGUUGAAACAUUCAGCCAAAACUGUUUGGUAAUGGUAAUUGAAUUAUGUAUAAAUGGAAAUUAAUAAUGGGAAGAUUUGUUCAGAUUAUCUGUUCGCUUAGUGGGUGAUUAUUGUACUAUAUCACUAAAGUUUCAGCAAUUCACCUUGAACUUUAGAAGAGGAUACUGAAACCAAUUUGAAUUUAAAAUAUUUUCUUUCAAUACAUGAACUACUACCCUUUUAGUGUUCUUGUGCAUUUGAGAUUGAGCAGAUUUAGCUGCCCCUAAAGUUCCUCCCAGCUUUCAAGAAAUAAGAUUAUUCCACAAGAGGAACCAUUCAGUCCAUUGAUUGAGUCUAUUGCAAACUCUUUCACUGGAACUAUUCUGAUCACUAUUUUUCUUUCAAUAUUUUCUGCAGUUUACACUGACAUUGUGGUUUUUUUUACAUCCCUCUGUUGUAAAGUAUAAAUAUAAAUUUGCAUUUUAACAAAAUAAAAAUAA
Messenger RNA from Callorhinchus milii (elephant shark), 2743 nucleotides. RefSeq names its product phosphatidylinositol glycan anchor biosynthesis, class M (gene pigm). Gene Ontology annotation, molecular function: alpha-1,4-mannosyltransferase activity; GPI mannosyltransferase activity. Lineage: Eukaryota; Metazoa; Chordata; Chondrichthyes; Chimaeriformes; Callorhinchidae. Bases 204 to 1469 code for a protein of 421 amino acids. The record is from RefSeq and is a predicted model, not a curated record. The transcript has 5 exons. Gene Ontology annotation, cellular component: membrane; glycosylphosphatidylinositol-mannosyltransferase I complex. Gene Ontology annotation, biological process: GPI anchor biosynthetic process.